UCUUUACACCUGGCCUGCUCAGUCUGUUGUUCUCAGCUCCUGCAUCGUCCCCUCAGUAUUAGUCAGUCGUUCACCUUGUUCAGAACACCGCUGCCAGGCCCCUCACAUGUACCCAGAAAAGCGACCAUAUCACAUCUAUUAAAGCCUCUCUCCACUAUUCUCCAGUUGGAAGUCAAAACUGAGCUGAUUUACACAUCUUUACCAGCUGAAGACAAACUGGGUGGAGACAAUUUUUUGUCUGUAUACUUUGGACUGGAAAAUACUUUCAAAACUAACGUGCUCUGGCGGUUGUGACACUCAUUUCCUGGAUAAAAGGUUGGAGGCUGUAUCAUUGUACACUGACAUCUGCUGUUAAAUUUUUACCAACAGUGAGUUCUCGUCCUCGAUUGACAUGGCGGUGGCUGCCCUGGGCCAACCAUUUACCUUAGGAAUGCUGUAUGAUGGUCGGAAAGAUGAACUUAUCCCAGGUUUCACACUGUGGGAUGAAGCAACUCUUCAGAAGAACACAGUUACAAGCUCUCAGCACAGUAGUGAAUUUGAGAUAACAAUAUCUGAUUGUAUUGAAGACAAGUCCUCUCAACUGGACAUUGAUGCCUCCCUAAAAGGCAGUUUCCUGUGUGGGCUGAUCAAAGCUGAGGGAUCUGCCAAGUAUCUGAAUGAUAAGAAGAAAUUCAAGAAUCAGAGCAGAGUGACAUGUCAGUACAAAGCUAUCACCAACUUCAAACAGUUGUCAAUGACUCACCUCGUAACCAUGAGCCCCCAACAGAUGGAUGUUCUUGAGAAGGGCUUUGCAACACAUGUAGUCACCGGCAUCCUUUACGGUGCAAACGCUUUCUUUGUGUUUCACAGUGAAAAGUUAGAUGCCAGCAACGUUAAGGACGUCCAGUGCAGCAUGGAAGCUGUAAUAAAGAAGAUCCCCUCAUGUAAUGUUGAUGGGAAAGUAGAGAUGAAGCUGAGUGAUGAGGAAAAAGACCUGACCAAGAAAUUCUCCUGCAAAUUCUAUGGAGACUUCAUUCUUGAAAGCAACCCUACAACAUUUGAAGAUGCAGUGAAGACCUAUGUACGACUUCCAAAGCUGCUGGGAGAAAAUGGAGAGAACAGUGUUCCAGUGAAGGUCUGGCUGAUGCCACUGAAGAAUCUGUAUCUAAAAGCUAUUGAGCUGACGAGUGGGGUCAGCGUUAGACUGGUGAGAAAGGCUCAAAAAGCUCUGCAGAACCUGCAUGAUCUAGAAAUAGGAUGCAACGACUUUCUGGAGGACAAAGUAGUGAAAGAUUUUCCACAAAUUCAUGAAAAGCUGAGCAGUUUCCAGAAACUCUGUGUCCGUUUAAGAUCUGCACUCGAACAGACCAUGGCAAAGAAACUUCCAUUGAUCAGGACAGGAGAGGAAGAUGAAAGCAAAUUAGAAAAGGUCUUCGAUGACGGAAACAAGACACUGUUCAGUCAUGAGAAAUUAACCAAGUGGACGGAUGAUAAAGAGAGAGAAUUCAAUGUCAUCAGGUCCUGUGUAGAGAUGAUGGAGGGAACAAAGAUUGUCCCAGAUCAGUCAGAGCCGGACAGACAGGUUCUUGCUCCAAGUGUAGAUGAUGUUUUGUGCUUUGUUUUCACCUCUCUGGAAACUACUGACCCCUACCUUCAGAAACUUGCUCACUAUGUGGAUCUAUUUAAGUUAGACGGAACCUUGGGUGCCACGCCACCUGCAAAAGACCAGUGGUACUUCUCAGAAGAAGUGAUAACCACAAUGAGAAAAAAAGCCAAAGCUUUCCAUGAUCUUGCAAAAGCACUGAAGAACAGCAGCAGAUUCUGUUUCCUUGUAGCGGCCAUUGCAAAUGAGAAGUACAAAGGGGCAACCAUGUACCACUACAAGAACAGCAUUCUGGUCACUGAAGACUUCUCAAAGCCUGAUGUCACUGAUGUGGAAAAUGUAACAGACAGAAGAGAUUUACUCUGGUAUGCCUGUGAUCUCACCCUGGACCCAAACACAGCAAACAACCACCUCGUUCUGUCUGAGGGAAACAAGAGGGCGACACAUGGACCACCGCAGUCAUACCCUGACCUCCCACAGAGAUUCAAAAAGCUUUCUCAGGUUCUGUGCAGGGAGGGGCUUACUGGGCGCAGUUACUGGGAGGUGGAGUGGAGUGCUGGCAACCAUGAAGAUGUUGCUGUGGGUGUUUGCUACAAAGGACUGUUCAGGAAAGGAAAAGGCGACUGGUGCAGGCUUGGAUGGAACGUCAUGUCCUGGUGUUUCGGCCAUCGAUGGUCCCCACUAUCUCCAAAGGCUACUCUCUAUGCAGAGCAUGCUAACGAGCGCCACUCUUUCCCUUUUCCAGCUACCGGCUGCACUCGCCUGGGAGUUUAUCUGGACUGGCCUGCUGGCACUCUGUCCUACUAUAAGGUCUCAUCUGACACACUCAGUCACAUUUACACCUUCUCCAGCGAGUUCUCUGAGCCUGUUUACCCAGCCUUCUUGAUCUUUCAUGAUACCAACUACGUGUUCCUGUCUCUGUAAACUUGGCACCACACCACAUCAGUUCGUGACAGAUCCAAAGUCCUGCCUCCCUUAAUUACGGCUAAGUCUGACAAGCUUGACAUAAGGAAACAUGGCCAUGCCGGUUCCAUUUAGCCAGGUGCUGCUUCAAGAAGCCAUUAGUCAGGACUACAGUGUGCAGUGGAAGGAUAUCUUUGUGAUGCUCCUCUGUCGCAAGGCGUCCCCCAGAGGUCAGUGCUCGGUCCUCUCCUAUUCGUCCUCUACAUGCUCCCCCUUGGUAACAUCAUUCACAGCCAUGGUCUCAACAUCCACUGCUAUGCUGAUUAAGUCCGACUCUACAUCUACCUAAAUCCAUCACCACUACAACUCACUCCACUCUGACCACCUGCCUCUUUGAAAUCAAAUCCUGGAUGCAAGCCAACUUUCUUUAACUGAACUUUGAAAAAUUUAUCAUGAUCAUCAACGUUCCCAAAUCCCUUGUGAAAACCACUCACAACUUCUGUCUCAGCAUUGAUAACUCUACUCUGCAUUCCUCCUCACACAUCUUCAACCUCUGAGUUAUUUUCAACAGCAACUUCUCCUUCGAAAACACGUCAGUCAACUCACCAGUGCUGCCUACUGCCACCGAAAAACAUAGCUCGUCUCCGCCCAUCACCCUCCCCCUCUGCUGCCGAAACUCUCGUCCAUGCCUUUGUCACAUCCAGAUUUGACGACUGUAACCGUGGCCGGCCGAUAAAAAUCAAUAGCUUCGAUUAAAAACUACAUAUAAACACAAAAAAUGUUUAAAAAUGAAUGCAGAGACGAUGCCACCUAGGGUUAAAGGAGCCCAAGGACUUCAUACAAGGCUACAUGGGCUCCUUUAAAAUCAGGGGUGACCAGAGUUGAAAAACACAACUGAAGAAUUAAAGAACUUAUUACAUAAAGCUGUAAGAUGAUUAAAAUGUCUCUUAAAACCAAAACACCAAGAUUUUCCGCUCUCUGUCUCCCCGUCCCACAAUGCAUUCAAAUCACAGUCCUUCUCUUCACUCAUAAAGCCCUCCAUAACCACGCCCCCUCCUACCUCACCGAGCUGCUCCAACGCCACACUCCUCCCCACAGUCUCAAGGAACCUUAGCCUUCAUCUUUUCUUACAAACAAUAAUUCAUGUCAUCUUAAAAAUAUGUCAGCGACCAACCUGUCUGUCCCCUCCAAAUCUCGGGAAAAACUCACUAAAGAAAAAAAAGGGGCCUCACUGUUACUUUAGUGAACAGAAAAUAAAAUAAUAAAAAAAUAUACCUCUGAAAAACGGUUAAGGACAAAUACUCUCUAAAACAUUUGAAACUAAAUACAAAGUGCAACCUGCACUGGACCUGAAUGCACCACAGAGAGUCGGAUGCUGUAUUCAGGUCCAGUGCAGGUUGCUCAUGCUGAUCUGUGUGUGUGUGUGUGUGUGUGUGUGUGUGUGAGAGAAGAUCUGCUCACACACUGCAAACAUGCGCAGAACACAGCGCUCCCUGCCGCACGACAGGAGUGCCGUCUGCAGAGCCCACAGGCCGGGGUGCGCUCGAUUUCUUCUUCAUAUCACACAGUGGGGCGGGGCUUCCCUUUCAAAGCAAAUUGGGAUUCUUCAACUCAAAACAGCAAAAGAAAACCAGUUCACCAGAAUGAUUUCUACACUUAAUUAGGCUGAUACCAUAGAUCUAAUGUCAAUUUCUUCAUACAAUUUUCUGAGUUUUAAUAACAUAAGUAUAAGUUUAUCAGCCAAAUAUGAAGUCAUAUUUUAUCUACACAUAGAUUAUUAUCCCUUUUUGUUAACAUCCGCUUUAUUCCCUCAUUGUCUAGGGUCCCACAGAUAUUAAUGAUAAUUUCUUGAUCAAAUAUACACAAGAAAAGGUAAGAAAGUAUUUUUGUUUAAUAUGUUGUAUGGACUUUUGACUUUUUGC
This is a messenger RNA of Epinephelus fuscoguttatus (brown-marbled grouper), 4407 nucleotides long. RefSeq names its product stonustoxin subunit alpha-like. The record is from RefSeq and is a predicted model, not a curated record. The transcript is spliced from 3 exons. NCBI's taxonomy places the organism in Eukaryota, Metazoa, Chordata, Actinopteri, Perciformes, Serranidae. The coding region runs from base 392 to 2506 and encodes 704 amino acids. Gene Ontology annotation, molecular function: protein binding.